AUGCUCUCCGUGUGCAGGAUUCCUGGUUUGGUGACCACGACCUCGCUCCGUGAAUCAAGGAAUAAUGCGGGAAGCUAUGAGUUGCCUUCCCACAUGCAGCUUUUACCUCGCCUCCUGCAGCAUCAAAGACGGAGAGGCUCCAGCUCUACUUCACCUCGUCGCAUUCUCAGAUUAGAAACCUGCCAUUGUGGAGAUGAUGCUAUCUCCGAGGUUACAGCCCUUUUUGUUGAAGCCCACACAGACAUGCGAGCUGUUUACAAAGAAAAAUGGAUGUGGUAG
This is a messenger RNA of Podarcis lilfordi (Lilford's wall lizard), 279 nucleotides long. The record is from the annotation of a GenBank genome assembly. Lineage: Eukaryota; Metazoa; Chordata; Lepidosauria; Squamata; Lacertidae.